Messenger RNA from Colletotrichum acutatum, 5637 nucleotides. RefSeq lists its product as uncharacterized. The record is from RefSeq and is a predicted model, not a curated record. NCBI's taxonomy places the organism in Eukaryota, Fungi, Ascomycota, Sordariomycetes, Glomerellales, Glomerellaceae. Gene Ontology annotation, cellular component: cytoskeleton. The transcript has 41 exons. Bases 1 to 5637 code for a protein of 1878 amino acids.
AUGGAGAGUCCAGAUCUGUCCAAGGCCGACUUGGCCCGCGACCUGCCAGACCUCCCACCAAUCCCCACAACGCCCAGACGGAGCGCUAGUGCCGCUGUCGGCAACACGGCGAGGACGCCAACUACACCAAUGAGGAGUGCAUCGGCCAGAGUGACGAUCAAAGAGCCCAGCAUGACGCCUCGGGUGAAGAAGAAGAUCCCUUGGAAGGGCAAGAAUAUUAUGGUUCUUCUUCCCAAAGACGAGGAACGCGGACGUCCCGGCCAUGCACCCAAGCCGUUGAAUCAGAACGAAAUCGAGGGCAUGUUUAGAUCGUGGGAAGAGCUUGGAUACGAUAUCAGUGGCUUCGAUUUGGAUCUUGCGGAGGGCACGUACCAAGCCCCCACUGGAUACUCCCAGAGUCGAGACGCUUGGCCUAGCCCCGAGGACCUUGUUCGAGAACGUGCGCAACAUACAUACAAAGUCACAUUGCCUGAUUUGAACGCUUGGAGAGACUACGUCAAUGAGCUUAACGAAGCCAAGUUGCGAGCUCUUGGAGUGUCAUUCGGCGACGACGAUCCCCCGGCGCCUUCAAUAUCUCCUGCAGUAUCACAGCCCAGCCGACAAGCCUCUGCGCAAUAUCCGCCUUUACCAUUUUCUCCGCCAUUGCCUAAAUCCUCAGCAUCGAGCAAUCAUGUGCAAGGCUAUCCAUUCCCGCCGCAGUUCAUACCCGGUGGGCGUUCUUCUGCAGGUCACAGUCACAGCCCGAGCAUGGCCUCGCCGAUUGGCUUCGGUAGUCACCCUGCCAAGUACAAUAAUCGACAGUCGAUUUCGGUUCCCAUGGGCCACUCGCCUUUCCAGAUGCCAGGCCAACCAUCGCCUCUAGGCUGGCCAGGUCCGCAUAGAACAGAGUCGCCUAAUUUGCUGAACGGAAUCCUCUCUCCAGUCUCCCCUUUUAUGCCCGAAGGGUUUGCGCCGACUGGCAGCCCUGCUUUCAAUGCGCACCAGCGUCACCAAUCUUUGCAGUACCCUAUGAUGCCCCAUCAGCAGUUCAUGCAGCAGCAACAGCAACCCGCGCGCGCAUCACCUCGUCUGCAAGAGGUGCGAGAAGACGAAGAGGAAGAGGAGGAGGCACACGAAGAGACAAACAUGAAGCCCGCAGAGCCUGCACAAAUCAACGACGAUGACCUCCAGGCAGAGAUUGACGAGGCCGAGUACCACUUGGAGGAGCAGAUGCGCAACGAGUUGGAGCACGAAGACUACAGCCCCCAUAACGAGGAAGCUGCAGCUGAGCAGCUGGCCAACUUCUCUCAACAGCAGCCUCUUGCGCAUGCCAGAGAAGCAUCGGUCCAGUUCCAAGCACCCCAGCAGCUUCCCAAGCAGUUCGGUCCUCAAGGCGGCGAUGGCCCUGUCCUUCACCACCCGCGCCCUCACAGCCGUGGCCACUCUUUGUCCCAGAACUUCUUCUCUCACCAUGACGAGACCCGACCCCGCGGCGAUAGUUUGGCCGGAUGGCACGAGGUUGACGCACAGCGGAUCGAUGAGGCGGCGGAGAUUGAGACCAACCCUAGCAAUCUCGGUACACCCGUACAAGAUUUCAGCCUCACAACGCUCUUGCAGCAGCACCAGCGAUCGUUCUCCACAACGAGCAAUCCUUGGAACGAUGUCUCGUCAAUGUCAAGCAACUCUGGCAUGCCGAGGAGACCCAGCCAUGCCAGCAAGCCCUCGCUCUCCAAGCUCAACGUCAAGGCACCCGAGUUCAAGUUUAACCCAGGCCACGAGUCGAAGACGAGCUUCACUUUCGGUGCUGGUAGCAACAGCUUCCAGCCUUCAGUCUUCCAGGCCGGCGGUGGAUCAUUCGCCCCGUCAGUCACUUCCCCGUCAGCAGGCUCAUUUGGUGCAGGGUCCAUGUCGUCCAAGAUUAAUGCCGCGGCCCCUAGCGACUUUAGCUUUUCUGCCUCUGGUCCCAAGUUUCGACCGGAUGCACCCGCCUUCACACCCUUUGGAAAUGUUUCGGAUUCUGUCACCAGCCCUGUCGAGAGCGCUGGAAACCGGACUAGCUCGAUUUUCGGCAACAUUGAUCUGAACCUUUCUGACAUUAAGUCAAAGGCCGUCCCAAUUAUCCGUCCCAGCAGCAGCGAUAACAACCAUGAUGAAUCUCAAGACGAUCUUCCGGAUGAUGCAGAUGGUCGCUUGAUUGACGAAUCUCGCUUCAAGAGGGCAAAGGCGUCAAGAGGAGACGAGGACGAUCCAUCGCCCGAACCUACUACGUUGCAGUCGCUCCAGCCAAGGAAAGAGGAGCAGGAUGCCUCUGACGAGCAAGCUUACACGCCCGCCGACACUACCAUGUCUUCCACCCACCCCGCCGACUCCAAGGCUGUCACGGCUACUAGCCCCUCGGAUACUUCGCCUGACCAGCAGCACCUGAACUGGGCGCCCUUCGAAUUUGACUCAAACAACGAUGUUCAAAGCUUUGCUGAAGCCCGACCUUUUGGUAUUGACACGUACAAGAAGGGCCACAACAAAGCUUUCAUCCCCGGCGGCGGUUGGGCGCCUACUCCGGCAACCGAAACCGAUGAAGACGAGGAGGAUGAGCGUGACAGAGAGGACACCGCACCUGCUCCGGUUUCGCCACCUCGCGAGCCAUCUCCUCGGGCACCGACACCUCCCAACCCGCCCAAGACCAAGGGUCUUUCCGCGUCUCGGUUUGCUGCGUCUCCGUCACCUGCGCAGGAUGAUUACGAAGACUCUCUGGAAGAGGGAGAGAUCCCUGAGGACUAUGGAGAAGAGUAUCUCGAUGAGCCCAAUGCCCACGAGUUCACUUUCCCGUCCAAUAAUGAGCAACAUGAGCCAACUUUCGAGGAGAUUGAUGAUAUCAUGAAUCACCUCAACCAGAAUGAUCCGACAUUUGGUGCCAACGAUGAGGCCACCAGAUGGCACCAGCCCAGCCCUAACAGACAGAUCCAGGUCGCUGGCGUUACCAACUUGUCGCCCCAAUACCGCAGCGGAACUUCCAGCCCUGUGCGCCAAUACCAUGGCCUCCCCGCCGACAACUCGGCUAUGCCGACUACGGAAUUGGAGGACCCUUUUUCAUUCGAUGCUCCGAUUACCCACCUGAGUGCUGCACAGAGCGAUUGGGAAGGUGCUUUCAGCGACGAAGAGCAAGCCAAGUUGGAGCAGCGCGUCCAGUUCUUCGACGCCGUCGGCGAUCUGCUUUCCGCUCGCUUGGGUCCCCUGGAGAAGACCCUGCUGUCCAUCAAGCAGUCCCUCCGAGGCGACAGAAGAGCUUCUGUCUCUGCCGAUAUUCAACACAAGCCCGUGCCUCGUCGCUCGCUUAGUCCGCGCCGCGACAAGCGCAUGGAACAAAUCCGUGCUGCUGUACUCGAUGCUUUUGCUCGUGGUGCCGCUUCCGUGCCUCAAAUUUCCGCACCUGUUGCCGACGAGCCCUCUAGUACUGCUGCUUUGGAGGAGAUGAGAGAGCAGUUUGGCGCUUCGAUGCGCCUUGAUUUCCGCGGCGAAGAUCUACGAAACAUUGUCGAAGAAGCUCCGACCGCAGAUCGUGAUCAUGAUGAGGCCGCCAAGGAGCGCCUCUAUGUCGAGCGUAGCAAGACUGAGAAGGAGCUCGACAGAAAGCUUCAGGCCGCCGAAACUCGCGUUGAAGUCGAGAUCAUGAACAAGAGCAUUUUCGAUCAUCGCGAUAAGCUUCGACACCAGGAAGAGCGCACUCAAGCAGAGCUUGACGGUCGCCGAACCGCCGAAGAUAGACUCUCUGAGGUUCAGCGUCUACUCCAGGAGGAAGUCGAGGAGCGAGACCACAAGCUCAAGGCCUUUGAACAGGCCGCUUCCAAGCAGACGAUGCGCAUGGCACUCAUGGAGGCUUCUCAAACCAACGCUACCCAGGCGCAGACCGAACUUACCAACAAGAUCAACGCUAUGGAGGACGAGGCUAACCGCUGGAGAUCCGAGACAGAGCGCGUGGUUGAGAGUGCCCGCAGACAACAGAUCGAUCUCACCGAGACACUCCAAGAGAACAAGGCCAUGCAGAAGUUCAUUGACACCCUUGGAACUCAGCUUCAGGAGAACGAGCGCGUCAGGGAAAGCUGGCGUGCUAAGUUUGAAGACAUGGCCAAGGCAGCCCGCGACAUCACCGAGGAGAAUGCUCGUCGCACCAAGCGGGAGCAGCAACUCGUUGCUCGUCAGGAGCUCCAAGCCGAGGCCCCCGAAAUGGAGAGACUCGAGAACGGUGAACGCCAAGGCAUGCGCGCCUGCAAGCGUCUCGAGGGUCUGCUUGGCGAGAUGAAGACCGAGAACCACAAGCUUCACCACGAGUUCAAGGAGGCGAGAGAGUCUGGCAUUGCCGAGCGCGAGAUUGACGAAGCCAACCACCACGUCAAUGCUGUUCGUGAAGAACUCGAGGAGCAGGUCGCUAAGCUUAGAACCGAAGCCAACAUGGACGCUCAGUCUGAGAUGAUGAUGGAGGAGGCUCAGACCAGCAAGACCGAUGCCAUUGAGGAACUCAAGCGCAAGCACCAGAACGAGCUCGAAGACUUCCAGACUCGCUGGGAGCGCCAGCUGAGCAACGCCAAGACCGAGCAGCACCUCCUCGAGCGUCUCAGCCUGUCCACGUCCAAGACCGAACAUCUCCAAGACCGUGUCGCACAUUUGGAAGAGAAGCUCGAGAUCGCCAAGGAAGCCGCUCCUGCCAAGUCCGCAGCCGCUCUGCCCACCGCAUCUUUCCAGCCCAAGGCCGUGGCACCUGCCGCACCCGUUGUGUCGAAGGCCAUGGAUCUCCCAGAGAAGAUUUCGCCCCAGGCGUUGCGGGAGUCCAUCAUGGUCUUGCAAGAGCAGUUGCAGGCACGCGAGCAGCGCAUCGAAGAGCUCGAGUCUACCGUCGACAAGCUGGAUCCCGAAGCUCCUACCAAGAUUGCCAAGCGUGAUGACGAGAUCACUUGGUUGCGCGAGCUUCUUGCCGUGAGACAUGGCGAUUUGCAAGACAUCAUCCUUGCCGUCUCUGCCGAAGACUUUGACAGGGAAGCCGUCAAGGAUGCGUCCAUCCGUCUCAAGGCCAACCUUCAAAUGGAGGAACAGGAACGCGAGCGUGCGAUGAAUGGCGGAUCAGCAAUCAAUCUGCCCAACAUUGCACAGUCACUUCGGGAGGCUGCAUCACCUCGUGUUGCUCAAGCUGUAGGACCCCUGGCUGCAGCCUGGGGUAACUGGCGCAAAUCUCAACAACCCAUCUUUGCUUCUGGCGGACGAAGCGGUAGGCCCUCUACGGCCCGUCCUACUGUCAACAGCAACCACACCCCGUCCCGAUCUACCGCGUCGGCCUCUUUCAGCAACAACCACAACGGACUGAUGACCCCGCCGGCUUCCGGUCUCCGUCAGACCCCUCCUUCGAACGCUACGCGUGCGGAGGAACCUCAACCAACGGCGUUCCAGACCACUGGACGUCGGUACACGGCUCAGCAAUUGCAAGCCAGGAACCGAGGACCGUCCAUCACGGAGGUGCCAUCCGAGCCGAUGCCCCUCAAGAGCCCGCCCGCUCGCCGUCCGUCGAGCCGUUCCCAACAGCCCAUGACUCCUCCGAUGAUGCGGUCAAGCGGCUACGACUCAGAUGCUCACCCGGGCGACUUUGACGACACUGACUUCUUCGAGGACUAA